This is a messenger RNA of Protobothrops mucrosquamatus (brown spotted pit viper), 1562 nucleotides long. It is a transcript of the gene VSIG10, whose product is annotated as V-set and immunoglobulin domain containing 10. The transcript is spliced from 9 exons. The coding region runs from base 1 to 1548 and encodes 515 amino acids. NCBI's taxonomy places the organism in Eukaryota, Metazoa, Chordata, Lepidosauria, Squamata, Viperidae. Gene Ontology annotation, cellular component: cell-cell junction. Gene Ontology annotation, molecular function: cell adhesion molecule binding. Gene Ontology annotation, biological process: cell-cell adhesion. The record is from RefSeq and is a predicted model, not a curated record.
AUGGCGAGCCGGGCGGCUGCGAGCCUUCUCUUCGUCCUGGCGCUUUCCGGGCGCGGCGGCGCUGCAGAAACUGAAGAAGUGGCAGUUGGCGAACUGGACGGGGAAGUGACCUUGCGAUGCUGGAAUGCGUCUUCCCAGGUGUUGGUGGUGCAGUGGUUUCACGGUGAGCCCGGUGCAAUCCCCAUGCUCUUCUCCUCGGAUGGAAAACUGCCUUCAGAUAGUCGCUUUUCCCUGGUGGGAAACAGCUCCUUGCACAUUUCAGGAUUGCGUCGAGAGGACGAAGGUCACUACUUGUGCAGGGAGAUACUGGCUGAGACCAACCAUACACACAGGAUCCAGUUACUGAUGGCCGGUGGACCAGACCAGAUGGAGGUCAACAUUUCUCCCACCGGGACGUUGCCAAACGGCACGCUUUAUGCCAAAAGGCAUGACAUCUUGAACUUCACCUGCAGUAGUGAUUCUUGGCCUGAUUCCGCCACUAAGUGGGAUUUUAACCCACCUGGUUCUGCCCAGGAGCCAUUCACCGAAGUCAACAGCUCACACAGCUCUUUCGCGCUACACAACGUCAUGCCCAACUAUCAAGGGAACUACUCGUGUCUGGCCACAAACCUGUUGAGCCAACGUCAGAAGUCGGUCGUCCGCGAACUCCUGAUCUACUAUCCCCCACCGUCAUCGCCCAGGUGUCAAGCUGAGACCUCCGUGGAGAAUUCUCAGGAGGUUCAACUGUCGUGCAGCUGGCCCGGGGGCUACCCACCCCCUACGCUCCAGUGGAUCAACCCGGAGGGUCUAGCCAUGGAUUCCAACACCACCCACUUUGCAAAUGCUACGGUGGUGUCUCUGCAAGGGUCCCGCCGGCUUUGGGGCAAGGAUUUUGUCUGUCGCGGAAACCAUAUUGCGAAUGAGAAGAGAAACCAGAACUGCACCUUGCGACUGGAGCGGCCCUCGGUCAUGUCCAUCCCAAUGAAGAGCUGCUUCACGGGGAGAUCCGUAGAGAUGACCUGUGAACUGACCGCCGGCAACCCACCUGCGAGGAUCACCUGGUUGCGCAACUCCUCCAAGGUGGAGACAGAGAUCCGGUCAAGGGGCAGAUUUCUCAUCAGCCAAAAGGAGGGUGUCUCCAGCCUUGUCAACCAGAACUGCUCCUCCAGCAGAGACCAAGGGUACUACAUCUGCAAGGCCGAGAACCCCCUGGGCCUGAGAGAGGUCUACGUUCACCUGAAGGUGACAGAGCCUCUGAACAUUGCUGGCAUUGUGGGUUCCGUUGUAGUCCUUUUAUUGCUGGGAGUUCUGGUCUUUUCUGGAAUCCUUCUCUAUGCGGGACCUCAGGUGUGCCUCAAAGCGAACGUGCUUCGGAAUCGAGAUGCAGGUGACAUCCUUGAACUUAUGGACUCAGAAGAUGAUGACCUGUACUUGGAGGCCACUAGUGAACCAACAUCACACCAAAUGGAAGGGAUAGGAAACAGAUGUUCUACCAGAUCUACUGAAAGAUCAUUUCCGGAAACGUCCAUCUCCCUGGAGGAAGUCCAGUCAGCCAAACCCACAGCGUAGAGGGGAUUAUCUCU